Molecule: messenger RNA, 3361 nt
Organism: Penaeus indicus
Lineage: Eukaryota; Metazoa; Arthropoda; Malacostraca; Decapoda; Penaeidae
Product: elongation factor-like GTPase 1
Exons: 15
Coding region: 101-3361 (1086 amino acids)
Biological process (GO): cytosolic ribosome assembly
Cellular component (GO): cytosol; ribonucleoprotein complex
Molecular function (GO): GTP binding; GTPase activity; ribosome binding
Source: RefSeq, a predicted model, not a curated record
UUCAGUCCGAAUAAUCAACACGUCGUGAGGUUGCAUCAUGUGCUGAAAGAAAUUAUUUAUUUUAUUUAGUCAUAGAGUUGACCGCUGUUUCCAAGCCAAGAUGGUGAUUGGUGGCAGAUAUUUAACCUCUCAGUUGCCCACUCUCAUGGGCAACCCACAAAACAUCCGCAACUUGUGCAUUAUGGCACACGUUGACCAUGGCAAGACCUCCCUGGCAGAUGCUCUCGUGGCUUCAAAUGGGCUGAUCAACAAGAGGCUUGCUGGACGCAUCAGAUACAUGGACAGUCGCAAAGAUGAGAUAGAGAGGGGGAUCACAAUGAAGAGUUCCUGUGUUUCUUUGGCCUAUAAUAAAGAUGAACAAGACUACCUGAUCAACCUGAUUGAUUCACCCGGCCACGUUGACUUCUCAUCGGAAGUCUCCACAGCUGUUCGACUCUGCGAUGGAACCAUUAUUGUUGUUGAUGUUGUGGAAGGAGUCUGUGCUCAGACGAAGGUGGUUUUACAGCAGGCUUGGAUGGAAAACAUCCGUCCAGUUCUUGUUUUAAAUAAGAUAGACCGUCUAAUUCUGGAAACAAAACUAAGCCCAAUUGACUGUUAUUAUCACAUUGCUCAAGUUUUGGAACAGGUUAAUGCAUAUAUGGCAGAGCUGUACAAUACUGCUCUCCUUGGAAAGACCGCGCAAGAAAUUGAGAAGUACCAGGAAGCGGAAAGGGAAAGGAAGGUUUCAGAAAGAGAACGCAAGGCAUCCGAGUCUGGCGCCACUGAUUCCGACCUCCUGUUUUCUGACUGGGGCAUUGAAACGGAGGAUGACUCUGACCUGUACUUCGUGCCAGAGCAGGGCAAUGUUGUAUUUGCUAGUGCAUAUGACGGGUGGGGAUUUAGCAUUCAUCACUUUGCCGACCAGUAUGGAGCAAAACUUGGAAUGAACAAAGCUGUUCUCAACAAGACUCUUUGGGGAGAUUACUACAUCACAACGAAAGAUAGACAAAAGAAGAUCGUCCGUGGAGCACGAGACAAACGCAAGAAUCCUCUGUUUGUUACUCUUAUUCUUGAAAAUUUGUAUAAAGUGUAUGACACUGUAGUGACACGAAAGGAUAUGUCUGAAACAGUAAGGCUUUCAGAGGCAUUGGGGGUCAAGCUGCCAAUGAGUGUUGCAAAGUCAACCGACACAAGAUUAAAGCUGAAUUUUCUCUGUAGCAGCUGGCUACCACUGGCAUCUGCUGUAUUAGACAUGGUGAUAGAUCAUCUCCCCAGUGCUGCGAACAUGACAGAAGAAAGAGCAAUGAAACUUAUGUGUUCAGCCACUCAGCGAUUUGACACCCUGCCCUCAGAGUCCCAGAAACUCAAAGAUGCUUUUAUGAAAUGUCAAAGUGAAGAUGAUGAUCCACUUAUUGUUUAUAUUUCAAAGAUUUAUGGAGUUCAAAGAAAGAACUUGUUGGACUCAACCUCCAGUGGAAAAAAAUCAGUAGCUACAGGCAGUAUAGGCCUCCUGUCGGCAGAGGAGAUAGCCAGCCGUAGGGAAGAGAUACGGCGCAGGAGAGAGGAAAUUACAGCAAAUGGCGAGCAGAAGGCAUCUACUGGUGAAAGACAGCUGACACCAUCAGAAAUUGAAGAAUUGCAAAAGCAGCAAGAUAAGAUGGCAGAGGACAGGGAAAAGGCAGAAGCAGAAAGGAAAAAGUGGAUAGAAGAAGAGGUCUUUGUUGCAUUUGCAAGAGUAUACAGUGGCAGGCUUAAAGCUCGACAGAAGGUUUACAUUUUAGGACCAAAGCACGACCCCAGUGUUGUGUUGGCUCAGCUAGGAGAAGGCAAGCAACUAUCUGAAGAAAAUAUAGGAGAGUUCAAGCACAUCCACAUCUGUGAGAUAGCAGAUGUGUACUUACUUCUGGGCCGUGAACUAGAGCAGAUUGAAUAUGCAACUGCCGGUACUGUGGUUGGAAUAACUGGGUUGGAGGACUAUGUCAUCAAGAGUGCCACACUUUCUAGUACCUAUACCAUGCCAGCCUUCACAGAACUCACACUCAACGUCACUCCCAUCUUACGCGUCGCUGUGGAGCCUCGAGAUCCAAGGGAUUUGCCAAAACUGCGGCGUGGCUUGAAGAUUCUUAAUCAAGCUGAUCCCUGCGUACAGGUCAAAUUACAAGACAGUGGUGAAUAUGUCAUCAUCACUGCUGGAGAAGUCCAUCUACAGCGUUGUGUGGAUGACCUCCAAGAACGCUAUGCCGGCAUCCCCAUACGAACCUCCGAUCCCAUUGUACCCUUCAGGGAGACCAUAAUACCCCCUCCGACUGUUGAUCGACUCAAUGAGGCCAUUGAAGGGGAGAACAUUAGCCAGAAGAAGCCUGUGAAUGGUGAUCCCCUGGGAGUGGUCGAAGUGAGUGGGCAUUAUGGCAAGUUACGUUGCAGAGCAGUGCCUUUACCGGAACAAGUCACCAAAUUGCUGGAGGAAUAUCAAGACCUCCUGAGAUCUAUCUCAAAGAUAGGGGCUGUUGUCAAUACUUCAGAUGCUAUGGAAAAGAAGGAUAGUCAUACCAUUAAAGAGGGAUCAGACUCGGCUUCGGACCAAGGAAAUACUAUGAAAAUGGGAGCAUUAGUUCAGGCUCUUGAGAACAGAGAAAAAAUUAAUCAAGAAACCUUUGCUGCGAUACAAGAUUUAAAGAAGAAAUUGGAUAAGGCAUUUAAGGAAGCAGGCAAUGAAUGGGAAAAUGCCAUCAAUCAGAUUUGGAGUUUUGGUCCUCAUGGCUGUGGGCCCAACAUCCUGUUAAAUUGUAUCCAGUCAUACCCUCGGCCAUCAAUCUGGGAAAAGUCUACAUCUGUUGACUCACCUUUAGCUGCCUUUGACACAAACUUUGUAACUGGCUUCCAGAUUGCAACCAGUGCUGGCCCACUCUGUGAAGAACCAAUGAUGGGUGUAUGCUUUAUUGUAGAAGAUUGGAGUAUAAAACCCACAGACAGUAGUAAUGAAGAUACAGGAGCAAUCAGUGUAUCAUCCGGUCAGGUUAUUUCUCUUGCCAAAGACACACUUAGAAAAGCCUUUGAUAAGCAGUGUCAGAGGCUGGUAUGUGCCAUGUACUCAUGUGUGAUUAGCGUCACUUCUGAGGUCAUUGGAAAGAUGUAUAGUGUAAUAGGAAAACGACAGGGACGGAUUGUUGAUGGUGACAUCACAGAGGGUUCAACUUCAUGGAAUGUCACUGCUUAUCUUCCUGUGGUUGAGAGCAUGAACUUUGCAAAUGAGCUUCGGAAGUCGACAUCGACAGUGAGGAAACAGGAGUGGCAAAGUACUGGCAUCAAUUCCAAAGGACAUCGAGCAGAGGCCAAAGUUCAAAAAAUCAUUUCAAGAAUUUUGGUUAUGGAAAAUCUCUGA